Molecule: messenger RNA, 1260 nt
Organism: Nakaseomyces glabratus
Lineage: Eukaryota; Fungi; Ascomycota; Saccharomycetes; Saccharomycetales; Saccharomycetaceae
Gene: SWT21
Product: Swt21p
Molecular function (GO): protein binding
Source: RefSeq, a predicted model, not a curated record
AUGAAUCAAGCGAAUGUCAAGAACACAACAUUCCACUCGAUGACUUCCGUUUCAUAUAAUUUAAGUCCAUAUUGCUCUACCGGUACAACAUUUAGAAAGCAACCAUUAUACAGGAUAUGGGAAACAGAAAGUAGCACAUCAGCCGACCUCUCACAAAAAUUAAAUUAUAUGUUUCCCAAAUUGGGUCUGUCUGAAUCACAAACCAGCUUAAAGGAUAAAGAUGUUACUAAAGAUGUAGUGUGCCAAGACAUACAUUGGUCUGUUGAUGCCACUUCUCUCUUUACUAUCAAUAGUGACUACGGGAUAAGACAAUACCUAAUACCGGAUCCCAAAAGUGACCAAACUCUGUUGAACCCAUAUAGUAGAAUAUUCGCUCACGAAUCUGUGUUAUCCUCAGACAUUUCACCCCGGUAUUCUUUGUAUGAAGGUAGUAGCGAGCCGCUUGCGAACAGUAUUCUUAUUGGGGCCAAGAAUGUUCCGAUUAAACUUGUUGAUCUUAAUGACACCAACAAUCUAAGUACUAUUCGUUCUUAUGAUAUCUCCAAUCUAGAAAAUGAGAAAUUCGAAACACCGUAUGUGUUGAAAUAUCAUCGUGAAUCCCUUUUUCUAUCAGGAACGGUACGCAAUAAAGUUAAUGUCUAUGAUGUUAACCGCCGCGAACCGGUAAACACACUCACGUAUUCAAGACGUUCGAAAUGUGGCACCCAGUCAUAUAAGUCUAUCAUCUCAUGUCUAGACGACAGUUUCUCAGAUAAUCAAGUUCGGUAUUGUGGAUCUUACAAGAAUCAGGUGUUCAUAAUUGAUCUACGAGGAAAGACACUGCAAUUACUAAAUAAUUUACAGGGCAAUGGAGCCAGAGGUUGUUACCAAAUAAUUAAUAGUGAUAAUGGUAGUUAUCUCUAUGUGCUUCAAAGGUAUAGUUCACGCAUUGAAAUAUUAGACCACAGAAGACCAGACAGACCAGUAAAUCACUUGGAGUUACCUGGUAGAUCAGAUUUCCAAAAAUUGAAAGCUUGCUAUAACGGAUCAUUUCAAGUGGGGUCCCCACUAGGCAAGGGCCAAAUACUGUCAUGGGACAAGUCUACUAUCGAAUCCGGAGGUAUAACAAGGGAAAACCAGGUUGUGCAGUGUCAACCUGACAUAUUAUACAAUGUACCACAAUGCAAAUCCAUGCGCAUCAACAUAAUCAAAACUAGUUCUGACGCUACUGCAAUAUCGUACUCUGGAGACACUGCGGGCAUCGCAUUACUCCAGAGGUAG